Molecule: messenger RNA, 1290 nt
Organism: Paramecium sonneborni
Lineage: Eukaryota; Ciliophora; Oligohymenophorea; Peniculida; Parameciidae
Source: the annotation of a GenBank genome assembly
AUGAGUAAUCAUUCUAAAAGAUCAACUCUUCUGAAAUGUAAUACUUUGAAAGCACCUAAAUAAUUAAGAAAAGCCAAAUCUUUUUAUUCUUAAGCUGAAACAUUUUAACUUAGUAAUCAAGUAGAUGGGACAGAUGAAAAAUUAAAGUAUUUAUGAGAAUAAGAAAUAGAAAAUUAGAAUAAUCAUUUCAUAAUUAAUCUGAUUUUAAAAUCUUAUAAUCUUAACCAAGAUUUAAUAAGACUUUUUCAGUUCACAAAAAAAAUAAUUUUGGUGAUACAAUAAUUCCAGAAUGGUUAAAAUCUAGAAGAGAUUUUCAAUAAAUUUGUUAUACGGAAUCUAUAAAUGAUUUAUUAUCUGUCCCUAAAAUUAUUUUAAAAUAACAAAGAAAUACUAUUGAAGAUUAAAGAAUAAAAGAUUGGAUUUAAAAUAAAGUUAAUGGAUUACCAGAUGAAUUAUAUAAAGAUUUAACUUAAAUAAUGUCAACUCGAAUUUUCACUUAUGAGGAAAUCUUUGAUGUAGACCAUAAUAUAACAAUUUUAUAUGAAGGCAAAGUUUAAAGAGUAAAUAAAGAUCUUGGAUUUCCUAUAAAUGGUUUACCAAUAAAAAUAGGAGAAUUUUUGAGUGAUGAAUACUUAUAUAUGGUUAAAACAGAUGUAAUUAUUAUAGAAAUUCCUAAAAUUGAAUUGAUGUAACUUAUGGAUGGAUUUAAAAUUUAAAAAUUAGAAUAAUUUGUAUAAUAAAUGAAAUAAUUUCCAGCAUUCAAAUCCAUUAAAAAAAAUAGUUUACAUAAAAUCAUUACAAGAGGAUAAUUAUAAUUGAUUAUCAAAAAUUACUAAAGAUUUUAAAGAGCUUCAAAUUAGGAAUAUUUAAGUAUACUAUUCUAUGGUAAAUUACAAUUGAAUUUAAGAAAACUUAUAAGCAAAAUGAAUAAAUGGCCUAUUUCACAAAAUUAAUGGGAAACCAAAACUUAUUAUUAAUAUCAAGAUAGAAUUUUAGAAUUAGAAUCUCUCAGUUGUUUUGGACUUACUGAUGAUUAAUACACAAUCUCAACAAGGGAAAGUUGUGUACUAUUACAAAUAAGAAAAAAUAUUUUAGAAACAAGUAUUAAUUCAAACGAUUAACUUAGUUUUAACAACAGAAUAAAUUAAUGAUUUGAAAUAAUCAAUUGAUAUAUUUUAGUAAGAGUCUAAAAGUUAAUGGAGAGAACGAAUGAGAAGAAAGUUUGAUCUUGAACUUACACAAUAAAAAACAAGAAUGGAAAAAGUAAUGUUUGCAUUGUUAAAUAAUUGA